Messenger RNA from Argentina anserina (silverweed cinquefoil), 1401 nucleotides. RefSeq lists its product as uncharacterized. The coding region runs from base 192 to 1202 and encodes 336 amino acids. The record is from RefSeq and is a predicted model, not a curated record. The transcript has 8 exons. Lineage: Eukaryota; Viridiplantae; Streptophyta; Magnoliopsida; Rosales; Rosaceae.
CUCUCUCCUAUCCAUUCCUUCACCACAUAUUUCAUUUCCCCUAAAACAAAAAACUACCUUGCUCUCAUUUUGUACAACAUGUGACAUGUCCCCAUGGAAUUAAAAGACCAAAAAAUAAAAAAGCAAACGAAAAAGACUGAAAUUAGAAAUUCAGAAAACCAAAAAAAGAAAAGGCCCCAAGAGAGAGAAAAAUGCAGAACUUCGACCUUCCCGAGGAAGUGCUCCAAGUUCUGCCGCCCGAUCCUUUCGACCAGCUCGACGUGGCCCGCAAGAUCACCUCCAUUGCCCUCGCGACACGUGUCUCCUCCUUGGAAUCCGACGCCGACGCCCUCCACUCCCAGCUCGCCGACAAGGACACCCUCAUCGCCGACCUCCGCGCCCAGCUCGCCUCCCUCUCAGACGCCGCCGACAAGCUCGCCCUCGCCGAGCAGCAGAAGGAGGAGCUGGUGAAGGAGAAGAACUACCUGUCCAAUACUGUGAGGAAGCUCAACAGAGAUGUCUCCAAGCUGGAGGUGUUCAGGAAGACGCUUAUGCGUUCGCUGCAGGAGGAGGACGACACCGGAGGAGCUCCGGGAGUGGUGGCGAAGCCGACGGAGCAAUCUGACGACGGCUUAACUUCUCAGUCCCAGACUGGACCUGCAGAAUAUGAUGCUACAUUGCCACCUUCGAGGACAUCUUCAGUCCAGAGCCAAUUCUCCGAUGCAGCAAGCACAUAUAUCGAUGAUCGCGACACAAAUGUUGCAAUGCCGGCCCCAAGAGCUCCUCGCAUAUCACCUGGCCUACUGUUAGCAUCCCAAACUAGCACACCGCGGCUUACUCCCCCUGGUUCUCCUCCUGUCUAUUCGGCAUCCACAUCCCCGACGAGGACUUCAAAGCCGGUUUCCCCAAAGCGGCAUUCCAUGUCAUUUGCUACCUCAAGAGGCAUGUUUGAUGAUAGAUCUUCAGCGCCCUCAAGCCAUCAUGGCUCCAUGUCUGGCUCUGAAUAUGGAAGGACUCGAGUGGAUGGAAAAGAAUUUUUCCGCCAAGUCAGGAGUCGUUUGUCUUAUGAGCAGUUUGGUGCAUUUUUGGCAAAUGUUAAGGAACUAAAUGCCCACAAGCAAACAAAAGAGGAGACUCUGCAUAAAGCCGAUGAGAUAUUUGGCCCAGACAAUAAGGAUCUGUAUGCUAUAUUUGAAGGAUUGAUCAGUCGUAAUGUCCAUUGACAUGGCAGUCGAGGUCUGUAAGCUUCAGUUUCACUACUUCCAUCUGUUUCUGAUGUAAAUUAUAAAUCUCUACUAAAACCAAUUCUUUGAACCCCUUUAACUGUAUGAGUAGUAACUUUUGCGAGAAUGUUGGAAAAUGACUUGUUCCGACUUCUUAAAGGCUUGUGAAUGGAGGAUAGGUAACACAACACCUUAAAUA